Molecule: messenger RNA, 4681 nt
Organism: Aethalodelphis obliquidens (Pacific white-sided dolphin)
Lineage: Eukaryota; Metazoa; Chordata; Mammalia; Artiodactyla; Delphinidae
Gene: OTUD5
Product: OTU deubiquitinase 5
Exons: 10
Coding region: 698-2443 (581 amino acids)
Biological process (GO): protein deubiquitination
Molecular function (GO): cysteine-type deubiquitinase activity; K63-linked deubiquitinase activity
Source: RefSeq, a predicted model, not a curated record
GUUGGAAGCCCGGAAGGGAGGCGAUUUAAAAACUCGUGCACGGGGCAGGCCACGCUGUCCUGUUGCAGUGCCCCCGCCUGCGAGUCAGAGCCUCGGGGAGACAAGAGCACGACGGGACGAAGAGGAAAGGCAAGGAACAAGGGUGCCGACUUUGACUGAAAUCUGAGACAGAGGGCAGGGGAGGGCGAUCGUUCGCUUCUGAUUGGCUCGUGGGCAUCAUCGAGGACCCACGCAACCGCUUCGAUUGGUUGGUGCCCUCAAUUGUUGUGGCGGCGGCGAAGAUUUUGCCCACGUACUUCCGAGCGAGAGGCGGGGCUGAGCCCCGGCGCGCCUGCGCAACGCCCCGGGCCCCACCCGGUAGUUCAAGAACCUGCGAGGGGGCGGGGCGAAGAGGUGCUUGUUUUGGUUCUGUUUCCUUUGAAGCCGAAGGCCGGAACGAGCAUAGCAAUAAACUUGCUGGGCUUGGAGAGAAGGCUACGACAAGCUCGCCGCGGUGCCUUCAUCUUGGACUUCACAUCCGGGUUCUCCGGCCGCGUGACCCGCGCGCCGCCGACGUUCGAAAACCGGUGCCUCGAUCUCUUUAUCCGGGGCCCGGCGAUCCCGUCGUGCUUCGCGCACCACUGUAGCCCCCCUCAUCCGGGUCCUCUCCCGGCGUGCCCCGCGCCGAGUUUGGUGGGGGGUACUCGGCGGUGCCGCCAUGACUAUUCUCCCCAAAAAGAAACCACCGCCUCCCGACGCCGACCCCGCCAACGAGCCGCCGCCGCCCGGGCCGCUGCCCCCGGCGCCUCGCCGCGGCGGGGGUGUAGGCGUGGGCGGCGGCGGCACGGGUGUGGGUGGCAGCGAUCGUGACCGUGACUCGGGAGUCGGCACCCGUCCUCGAGCCUCGCCACCGCCUCAGGGCCCGCUCCCGGGGCCACCGGGUGCCCUCCAUCGCUGGGCGCUGGCCGUGCAGCCUGGCGCCGUGGCGGGACCCCGGCCACAGCAGGCCUCUCCUCCUCCUUGCGGGGGCCCCGGCGGUCCCGGCGGCGGUCCCGGUGACGCGUUGGGUGCUACAGCAACGGGCGUGGGCGCGGCGGGCGUGGUGGUGGGCGUGGGCAGUGCCGUGGGCGUGGGCGGCUGCUGCUCUGGGCCGGGUCACAGCAAGCGGCGGCGUCAAGCCCCUGGGGUUGGCGCGGUUGGCGGGGCCAGUCCUGAGCGGGAGGAGGUCGGCGCAGGUUACAACAGUGAGGAUGAGUAUGAAGCGGCUGCAGCGCGCAUCGAGGCCAUGGACCCCGCCACCGUCGAGCAGAAACGAGGAGUCCCAGGAACAGAGAGAAAGUCAUGUGCUGCCAUGCAGGAGCACUGGUUUGAAAAGGCCCUGCGAGACAAGAAGGGCUUCAUCAUCAAGCAGAUGAAGGAGGACGGCGCCUGUCUCUUCCGGGCUGUAGCUGACCAGGUGUAUGGAGACCAGGACAUGCAUGAGGUUGUGCGAAAGCACUGCAUGGACUAUCUGAUGAAGAAUGCCGACUACUUCUCUAACUAUGUCACAGAGGACUUUACCACCUACAUCAACCGGAAGCGGAAAAACAACUGCCAUGGCAACCACAUUGAGAUGCAGGCCAUGGCAGAGAUGUACAACCGGCCCGUGGAGGUGUACCAGUACAGCACAGAACCCAUCAACACAUUCCAUGGGAUCCAUCAAAAUGAGGAUGAACCCAUCCGUGUCAGCUACCAUCGGAAUAUCCACUACAAUUCAGUGGUGAAUCCUAACAAGGCCACCAUUGGCGUGGGGCUGGGCCUGCCAUCAUUCAAACCGGGGUUUGCAGAGCAGUCCCUGAUGAAGAAUGCCAUAAAAACAUCGGAGGAGUCGUGGAUUGAACAGCAGAUGCUGGAAGACAAGAAGCGGGCCACAGACUGGGAGGCCACAAAUGAGGCCAUUGAGGAGCAGGUGGCUCGGGAGUCCUACCUGCAGUGGCUGAGGGAUCAGGAGAAACAGGCUCGCCAAGUCCGUGGCCCCAGCCAGCCCCGGAAAGCCAGCGCCACGUGCAGCUCUGCCACAGCAGCAGCCUCCAGUGGUCUGGAGGAGUGGACCAGCCGGUCCCCAAGGCAGCGGAGUUCAGCCUCGUCACCCGAGCACCCUGAGCUGCAUGCCGAGCUGGGCAUCAAGCCUCCUUCCCCAGGCACUGUCUUAGCUCUUGCCAAACCUCCUUCACCCUGUGCACCAGGUACGAGCAGCCAGUUUUCGACAGGGGCCGACCGGGCUACUUCUCCCCUCGUGUCCCUCUACCCUACUCUGGAGUGCCGGGCCCUCAUUCAGCAGAUGUCCCCCUCUGCCUUUGCAGGCCUGAACGACUGGGAUGAUGAUGAGAUCCUAGCGUCGGUGCUGGCAGUGUCCCAACAGGAAUACCUAGACAGUAUGAAGAAAAACAAAGUGCACAGAGACCCACCCCCAGACAAGAGUUGAUGGAGACCCAGAGACUGGAGACCAUCUCCCAACCCCCACACUCCUGCCCUCUGGUGCCACCCCACCUUCUUUGGCUUUCUUCCCUCUUGCCUUCUUCCUUCUUCCCUCUCUCCCCUCCUUUCACUCCUCCCCACUUCCCUCCGGCUAGCCCACCCUGCGCGCCCUCUCAUCGCUGCCACCACCAUCAUCACCUGUCUCUUCGCCAGCUGAUGUGCCCUGUUGCCCCCUGCACAGCACCAUCCCUGCAUUCCACAGGGGACUCGGGCAAGGGUGCUGAAGGUAGGCGAGAGGCACACAGAGACAAACCAACUGGCAGCCAGGCAGCCCCUGAGGAGAGACAUUCAGACAGAGGAAAGUCUCCUUGUCCCCGAUUCCUUCCAAGAUCAGAAACUUGUCACCCCACCACAAAUGAUGCCGGGGAGGUGGGAGGAAGAAGUGGGAAAAUCCCCUUCCCAGUACCCCAAGAAUGUCUGAGCCUUCAAUGUUGAACUUUUUCUUUAUUAAAACGUUACUUUUAUCUUAUAAAAUCAACCAAUCAAAAAGUGAUGUAGACAACAGCACUGGCUCUAUGAAAGUGGCAUCUCUCUGGUUUGGGGGCAGGCAGGCCACGGGGCACGAAGAUGUGAUUGAUGUCCCUGGCCUCCAGCUCUGUGGAGGCGGGCAGGGUCUAGUGUGAGCCAGGGUGGGGUGGGAGGGCAAGGGGGGGCAGGUGUCAAGUGGGCUUUGGACAAUGAGACUCUGACCUUGCUGCAUUCCUUAUGCUUCCACCACCACCACCAGUCAUUUUGGAAUCUCGGGGUGGGGGGCACCUUUGAGGAUCAUGGCCACCGCCCAGGAUUUGAGUGUGGGGGGUGGGAGCAGCCUUGGCAGAUGGGGCACCCAUGCCCUGCAGGUGUCAGCAAGAUCCGCCAUCUGUAAUGUCCUUGGCACAAUAAAACCAAAUGUCAGUUUCCCCUGAGCGCCUCUGUUCUGUGUGGGACGGGGUGGGUGAGCCUCUGAUCAGAGGCGGUGAUGGCACAGACCUUGGCUUGACCUCUAAGGGCCGUAUGCUCUCCCUUGGGGUCUCUCUGGGGGCCCAGAGUUUGUUCAUAUUUGAUUCACUGGUUACUAAACCAGCUUUUGGACCUGUUACCACCAAGAAAGCUCUGUCUUUGCCCAUCGUCCUUGCCUCACUAUUGGCACAGGAUGUAGCCUGCCCACUCUAUUUCCUGGAGUGUGAUGGGAGCAGAGAACUGUGAGCUUAAAGGCAGGGACUGAACUUCCAACUUCUCUGCCUGCCUCUCGCCCCAAUAUGUUUGCUCUUUCCUUGUGAUUGUUUGAUUAGGAAAUGCUUUGGUCAGCCACAACGGUUGCUUCAUAGCAACAUGAGUUUAGUGGAAGCGACCAGAGGGGAACCUCCCCACACUUGGUUUUAGAAACCGAGGAAUAGCUAAACCUUUUUUUGUUCAUGUUCCCCAGUUCUCUGGACACUUCUGUCCUUGCCCUUCCUAGACUAGGUGAAGCCAAGGCAGAGAAGGAUGGCUGGCCCUCAGGUUUUGUCAGUUGUCUUUGAUGUCCCUCAAUAAUGGGGUUCUUGUGGAAGGAUGUGUGUCCAGUUCUGCAGGUGAGGGUAUGGCUGUCUGCAGGGUGUCUCUGUGGAAUCCACUGGUUAAGCACAUGUGUGGAGAGUUGGUUUGAAACCUCGGCUUUUUCUAACUAUGUGGCCUUGGUCAAAUCACAGGCUCUCUGAGUUUCAAGUGUCCCAUGUGUGGGACAGGGGUGAUUAAUGUCUACUACCUCAUGCUCUCUCUGGUUGUGAGCAUUGAGAGAGUGUAUAUGGUCAACAUAAUGUACGACGGCGCAGUGCCUGCCACGUUCUGAGAGCUCAAAUGUUAGCAGGUAUUAUUUAUUAUCCUAAUGUUGAAAUUUCUGCACCAUUUGGCCCCUGCCUACUUCAUCUUGCCGCUCUGUCCAGUUUUCCUUGGCCUCUGCCUGGAAUUUGCCUUUCCUCUGUCCCAAGCCUCCAACCUUGUCUUUCAAGAUGGGUAGAGGGUCUCCUGAGAAGUCCUGUGUGACCCUGUCCACAUUCUCACCUCUAUCUACAAAUAUGUCUUUACUCCUUUCCCAGUAACUGUACUGUCAACUUCCUGGGCAAGGGCUAUGAUGCCUGACUUAUCUGUGUAUCUCUUAAUAUCUGCACCCCCUCUAGGGCCUUGCAGGCUUAAGUAGACCCCUAAUAAAUGUUGGAUGAAUAAGGGA